This is a messenger RNA of Diaporthe citri, 6183 nucleotides long. RefSeq lists its product as uncharacterized. The coding region runs from base 1 to 6183 and encodes 2060 amino acids. The transcript is spliced from 2 exons. Gene Ontology annotation, cellular component: membrane; endocytic vesicle; Golgi apparatus. The record is from RefSeq and is a predicted model, not a curated record. NCBI's taxonomy places the organism in Eukaryota, Fungi, Ascomycota, Sordariomycetes, Diaporthales, Diaporthaceae. Gene Ontology annotation, biological process: retrograde transport, endosome to Golgi; intracellular protein localization; endocytosis.
AUGUCCUCAGAGCCCGCGCCAGAACCUCCUGCCCAAGCCAUAUCCGAGAAUGCCCCUCGACCGUCCGUAACAGCCAUCUCGACACCGGAGCUCGAGCUAUCCAAGCUCCAGGCCUUGCCCACAGAGCAACAAGACCUGUUCCUGCUGACCUUCGUUUCGACCCUUACGAAGCAUGUACUCUCUCUCACUGCCGAUGACUGCACUGCGCAGCAGUUCUACCUCAAAAAGGAGAUCUUCCAGAUCAUAAACCUCACCACACCGCCGCCUACCCGUGUCAUACGGAACAGCAUUGGGAAAUGUCUCGCCCACAUAUUCGAGAAGGGAGACCGGAAACUCCUGGUCGAGACCGUCAACGACCUCGUAGCCAUAAUAUCGAGCGGAAAAUCGAAGGGCGAGGGCGAGGUUCGCGCGAAACAUGCUGCCGUCUCCUGUCUCGGCGACGUCUUCGCGGCGGCGGGUGACAGCGUCAUCCAUUACCACCAGCUGGCUUGUAUGGCACUUCUGAAGCUCCUGAAGGGCUCGGCAAACCAUGCAGGCCUCCGCGCGGCGUGCUUCACGGCACUUGGGAAAAUUGCGAGGAUGGUGGCCGGCAUGAUGGACGAAUCCAUCGCAAGAGACAUAUGGAAGCAGGGCCGUAACCAUGCCUCUACGGACAAGGGCGCGCUGGUCGGUGCAGCGGCCUGUCGAUGUCUUCGGUCUUUGAUGCGGAAUACCAACUAUUUCAAGAACUCGAACGACUUCGAUAAGGUCCAGACGGCUAUGUUCAAGACGUUCGAGCAUACGUCCUCGACUACGCGACGAGCAGCUGCUGAGUGUCUGGCCGAGGCUUUCGUCAGGGGCUACUCGGAGUCAUCUGCUGGAGAGACAUUUCAAGAAGUUGCAGUCAAGAAACCAAAGUCUAAGGCAGCGAAGCGCCAGUCAAUGGGACCUGGCGCACUGCAGGACGAGGAUGACAUACCGUCGAGGCCUGGGAGUCCCGCGCCUACCAAAAGAAACCCGAACCUGGCGAUGACCCCUGGGGACAUGCUGAAAUCGUUGUCUACCCAGUACGGUCGCAUGGCUACGUCUAACAAGGCCAGAUCCGCCAUUGGGAUAUGCUACGCAACGCUUCUGCAGCGACUUGGGGAGAAGGCUGUCGAAAUCAACUACUACAACAUUGUUGAGAACCUUACCUUGGACUUGCUCGCCAAUCCCAAUAUCGUAAACAACCGAUAUCGUCUUCUUAUUUCACGCCGCAUCGUCGAUCACUUGCUUCAAGAUGUCGUAGGCAAGAAAAUACUGGGCGAGACUGGGCAGUCCCAUGCUGCAAAAGUCUUGAUCAACGACAUCCUCAAGAACUACCCACAAGCAUUGAAGGAGCGACCAGAGCCAACUAAGAACAUGCUGAUCGCCGCGAUGGGAGCACUGGGCUCUUUAAUGAUCUCACUUGGCUCAGCGUCAAAUAGCUUCGCCGAAUCCGCCAGGGAUGCAUUGUUGCAAGUCCUUCAGCACCCGAGCUACACUGUUCAAGUCUACACUUCGGCAUGUCUCAAGACUUUCGUCCUCGCGUGUCCACAGCAGUUGCUUCCCUGUCUUUCAGUAUGCAUGAACAGCUUGAGCAGGGAACUUGGUGUGCUAGGAACAGGUCGCAACUCACAACGGAAAUGCACUGGCUUCUCUCACGGCCUAGCUGCCACGCUUAGUGCAAGUCCGGCCCGGCCGCUGUACGGCUCUGUCGAUAUCAACAGCCGCGUGCUCACGAUGGCGACAAACUUGCUGAAAACCAGUGGAAAACAAGAACUUCGUGUCGCUAGCACGCAGAUCCAAGUUGCUUGGACACUGAUCGGAGGUCUCAUGUCCUUGGGGCCCAACUUCGUCAAGAUUCAUCUGUCCCAGUUGCUCCUCCUCUGGAAGAACGCGCUGCCAAAGCCUCUUGCGAAGGACAAUACGUCGGCACGAAAUUACCUAGAGGCGUCCUUCCUCGCACACGUGCGAGAAUGUGCUCUGGGCUCUAUAUUGGCAUUUCUAGAGUACAAUAGCCGACUUUUGACCGUCGACGUUUCGAAAAGAAUCGCGACCAUGCUGCAAAGUACGACGGCCUUCUUGAAGACACUGCCCAAGAAGAAAAUAUCGGAUGAUAUCUCCGAGAGACUGGCCCCGGCUUUGCAGCUUCAUGACAUCGAGAUGAUGGUCCAGAGGCGCGUCAUGCAAUGUUACAUCAAACUGGUGAACACAAGUCCAGCUGGCGGUAGUGAGGCACUCUUGCAGUCAAAUCUCCUCACGCUGGCGAUUUCAUUGUUUGCGGACCCCGAAAACUACUCCCCCAGUUCUUUGAGUGCGGCGAUUGCGAGCUCCGCCGGCACGUUCGAGACGAUCUGGGAUGUCGGCGACAACUCGGGGUACGGUGUCACCGGCCUUGUCACUGGGUUCAGUGUCAAGUGGCUACCUGGGCAGCAUGAAAGCGCCGUGGAGCAGUCUCUCACAGAGGACAACAGCCCAGAAGAUGCGAUGGAAAACCUUCUGUUGUCCCCUGUGUGUGGUGCCCUGGAGCACGACGCAUCUACCCUCUACAUUGGCGGACAAGAAGCGUUCAACUGCCUGACGAACCCUCCGGCUACCGAGGUCGUAAAUAUGGCCAUCCAAUUGUUCGCAUUCGCAUUCCCUCUUACGCCAGCCAAGGUCCAGGAGAGUAUCUUGGAACAAAUCGCCUCGUUCAUGGCAGCUGGCUCAGGCGAACGCGACGCAGCGCGGAGAGCGGCCAUCAAAGUCAAUGUGGCGACAGCCUUCCUGUCAACGCUCAAGGUUGCCGUCAAGGAGACGAAAUCGCCUCCGGGAGAUGUCACCAAUCUGCAAGUCGAAAAGCUGCUUCAAGACACGAUCAGGGGCUUUGUGCUCGACACAGAUCAGUAUGUGAGAAACUUGGGCUACGCAGCUAUUGCUCGCCUUUGCAACGCUUGCGGCAAUGCCUUCACGAAUUCCGAGAUCAAGUUCCUCGUAGACACAAUCGUGGUCAACAGAGAGCCUAGUGCCAGAGCAGGAUGUGCCAUGGCACUGGGUUGUAUUCAGGCCAAAGUUGGCGGCAUGGCUGCUGGAUAUCAUCUCAAGACUAUCCUCGGCAUACUCAUGUCACUCUGUAACGAUCCGCACCCGACAGUGCAUUUCUGGGCCCUAGAGGCCCUGGCGCGUGCUGCCGAUGCCGCGGGCCUGGGUUUCUCUCCAUAUGUCUCGAGCGCGCUUGGCAUGCUUGCCCAGCUCUACGUGUCAGAUACGCACAAUGCAGAGGUCGCAUCUGCGAUCUCCAUGAACCUGGAGUUGGAGCUGUCCACAACGGCAUCCAUCACAAGAUGCGUCGACUCUCUGAUCAACGUCCUCGGCCCAGACUUGCAAGACAUCAGUAAGUCCAGAGAGCUUAUACUCACCCUGGUCGGGUAUCUUCAAGAUGAAGAAGACACAAAAGCUCAGACGGCGAGCCUUGGCUGUCUAGAACAUCUAUCCCUGUAUGCGCCGGGGUACAUGUAUUUCGCCGACUAUGUCAAGUUGCUUCAGAAGUACCUGAAUUCGGGUCAUUCUACACUCCGAGACGUCGCGAUUGACGGCAUUUACAACAUCAUGAAGCGCGACCCAUACGAUGUCAUACGAGCCGCAGAACCAGGCCUGGAGGACCACUUGUGGCUCGCACUCGACGCAAACCCCGAUCACGAUGGCAUUCGAAACAUCAUCCAGAAUUGGAUGCGUCAGACCUGCUUAACGGACACGGCAGAUUGGCUCCAGAGAUUCCAAGGCGUGUUGAAGCUCACAAGACCCAAAGCUGUCGCCGAUAUCCAGGUGUUGACCAGGAGGGCAACAGCAGCCGUUGACAUACAGGACGAAGAGGUGGCCGGGUUCGCGGCAGCUGGUGGUGUGGCCAAGGAUGACAAAGAGGGCGGUUCGGGCUCCGACGUGGAACCGCUGAGAUGGCAAGUCAUCGCCUUUGCGAUGACCCUCCUCAACGACGUGUUUGUCUUCAUCAAUAAGGAUGUCAUGACGAACGGAGAGUCCGCUGCUCAGCUGGCGCUGCAGAGCAGAAUCGCAGAUGUAGUCCGCAUGGCGUUUUCUGCUUCUACCUCUGGUGUGCUGGAACAACGCAUCUGGGGUCUCAAAAUCAUCGGCGCAGUGUUGAAGAUGUUUGGAAAGACUCCUGAUCCAGACUUCGAUGAGGCAAUGCUUUUGGAGCAGUACCAGGCUCAGAUCAGUUCGGCUCUAACGCCCGCCUUCGCUGCUGAUUCAUCCCCUGAGCUGGCGUCAGAGGCUGUCAAUGUGUGUGCGGCUUUCAUCGCCACUGGUAUCGUCAAGGACGUCGAUCGAAUGGGUAGGAUCCUGAAGACUCUCGUGAGCGCCCUCGAAAACUUCGCCACCGAAACCGACAACGCCGGCAUAGGCGAGCUGAAGGGGUUGAGCUCCAAUGCCCAGGUCAUGGUCAAGAUGGCGGUCUUCUCGGCUUGGGCGGAGUUGCAAGUUGCAAGCACUGAGCAACCCUACCUGCUCGAAGUGCUGAAAGCACACAUUGGCAUGCUGACUCCACUGUGGCUGGAGUCACUCAGGGAGUUCGCCCGACUGAGAUUUGAGCCAGAUAUUUCGAUGACCCUCGGCCCACCAUCGUUGUCCGGCAGUCUGGACACUAUCUACGCGGCGCUCAACCGAGAGACACUGCUCAAGUUUUACCAGGACUCGUGGUUGAAACUUGUAGAUGCUAUUGCGAGUCUGAUCGGACAAGACAGUGAAUUCGUGUUCGAUGCCCUCGACGGCAAGACCACUGCAGACGCGGCAACCAAUGGCCAUUCCAGGGGGUCAGAUAUCAACUACCGCGAUGAGCCGCUGGCGUUCUUCUUCGUUCUCUUCGGAAUCGCGUUCGAGGCUCUUGCUGCGAAACCAGGCCAGGCAGACUCCCUUGCUCGCCAGGAGCAAACACUCGAGAUUCUCCAAGCUCUUAAGAAGAUCUUGCAUCCGAGCGUUUCAGGUCAUGCCAUCUACAGAGAGGCCAUCUUCUCAGAGACUAUGGAUCUUCUGGAUCGGCUUGUGCUGACCGAGGGCUUGGACGUGCAAGGCGUCAUUGUUGAGAUUGCCAGGGCGCUCUGCGUUGCGCAUCCCGCAGCCAGGAAGUCUGCGGAGGCAGACAAUGGAGAGCUGUCCGAGGACAUUGAGCAGCUCUUCGAGCUGACGCGUAUCAUUGUCCUGGUGCUGGCCGGGCUUUUGCCGAACCUGACAGAAGCAAACCAACCCGUCCGCCAUGUCCUGACCGAAGAGGCCGUGCUGCUCAUCCGCACUUCCCUGAAUGCCCUAGUUGAUGCUGCCGAGGUCUUCCCCGCUGUCAUCAAGACAGACUUACAUGCUUGCCUUAUCCACAUUUUUGCUACUAUUCUAUCGACACCAUUGUGCCAGGAGAUUGUCGUACCGCAAUCUCUGCCAACACUUAAACGCUUCAUCGCGACUAUGGCUGGCCCACGGGAGGGAAACAACGGGCCCGCAGAUGUCCAGCUUCAAGGCUGCUUGCGGCGCUUCUUAUCCAUCUACCUCCACGCGCAGAAACGGGAAAGGCCGACGGACCUUGCGAAUGUCAAGAGAAGCCUGUUGGCCAUCACCAUUCUGUUCACAGGUGGGCAGAAUCACCUGUCGGCUAACGACCCCAUUGUGGCCAAGUUUUUGGAGGAGUUGGUGGAUUGUCUGACGGAUCGCAUGACUGCCAAGAUCGCGGCCAACUGCGUUCGAUCGCUCCUCCUACGAGGCAAACCCACCGUGGCCGACGAAACCAUCUCCCGGUUCCUUUUGCCGCGCCUAAUCUCCUUCGCGACGACCACAGACCACGAGGACCCGGAGCACGCGCGCCCCCUCGUCGCGCACACGCUCUCGCAGUACGUCGGCGUCGUGUCCAAGGACCACACGGCCAUCGCCAUGUCGCUAGUGGUGCCGACGCUGCUGUCGCGUGCCUCGACCGAGGGCCCCGAAGACAAGGACAUCUACCGCGAGACGAGCGGGCUGCUGCUGGACCUGGCGUCAGUCGAGCCGGCCAGCUUCCGGGGCGUCGUGGCGGGCAUGAGCGAGGGCCAGAAGGCGUUCAUGGAGGAGGUGAUCAAGAGCGGGAGGACGAACGAGAGCGUCGAGAAGGAUGCGGACUCGGGCUCCGGGCAGCCCACCAUUGCGCUCAAGAUGAACUUUGGCGGCAACUGA